Nematolebias whitei (Rio pearlfish) is the source of this 1103-nucleotide messenger RNA. RefSeq names its product retinol dehydrogenase 14-like. The coding region runs from base 70 to 930 and encodes 286 amino acids. The transcript is spliced from 2 exons. NCBI's taxonomy places the organism in Eukaryota, Metazoa, Chordata, Actinopteri, Cyprinodontiformes, Rivulidae. The record is from RefSeq and is a predicted model, not a curated record.
UGUCAUUAGUUAGCGUUAGCUGUAGCUUGUAGCGUUAGUAGCCGUAUUAACGAAGAAUAACUCGUAAAUAUGAUGAACGGGAAGACGGUAAUAGUGACCGGAGCGAACAGCGGGAUAGGGAAAGCCACGGCAGCGGGGAUUGUGAAGCUCCAGGGCCGGGUGAUCAUGGCCUGUCGGGACCCGGACCGAGCCGAGGAGGCGGCCCGGGACAUCCGGCAGCAGACCGGGGCAGACAGCGCGCAGGUGGCGGUCAAACAUCUGGACCUCGCGUCGCUGAAAUCCGUCCAGACUUUCUGUGAAAAUAUCAUAAAGGAGGAGCCUCGGUUAGAUGUGCUGAUCAACAAUGCAGGAAUCUUCCAGUGUCCUUACACCAGGACAGAGGAUGGCUUUGAGAUGCAGUUUGGGGUCAAUCAUUUGGGUCAUUUUCUGCUCACCCACCUGCUGCUGGACCUCCUGAAAAGCUCAGCCCCCAGCCGGAUCGUGGUGGUCUCCUCCAAGCUCUACAAGCAUGGUGAGAUUAACUUUGAGGACCUGAACAGCGAGCAGUUCUAUGACAAAGCCUUGGCCUACAGUCGCAGCAAACUGGCCAACCUGCUGUUCACCCAUGAGCUGGCUCGUCGCCUGGAGGGCAGCGGAGUGACGGUGAACGCUCUGACUCCGGGCAUCGUGAGGACUAAUCUGGGGAGGCAUGUGCACGUUCCAGCGUUAGCUAAGCCCCUUUUUAACCUGCUCUCCUGGGGGUUGUUUAAAAGCCCAGAGGAAGGAGCUCGAACCUCAGUGUAUCUGGCCUCCAGCCCAGAUGUGGAGGGUGUGCAGGGAAAGUGUUUUGCAGGUUGUCAACCUCAGGUUCUUCUGGACAAGGCCACAAGCCAGGACCUGGCGUCUAAACUGUGGGACAUUAGUGAGGUCAUGGUGGGAAUCACUACGUGAAAUCUAAACUGAGUCAAGCAUGCUUAUAGACUAACGGGGUAUUGUUGUAGGGAAAUGACUGAGACUUUAAAAUAUGCAGUGCCUUUCUCUGUAAAAUAAUAAAUAUUUGUUUUACUUCCAGAAUUAGCAGCAAUGGUGCCGAAAGAUGGAAAUGUUUCCAGGGCUUCACAAAA